Salmo salar (Atlantic salmon) is the source of this 729-nucleotide messenger RNA. The record is from RefSeq and is a predicted model, not a curated record. NCBI's taxonomy places the organism in Eukaryota, Metazoa, Chordata, Actinopteri, Salmoniformes, Salmonidae.
CAACAUGGUAUUUUGGUUACUAGGUAACGGUAAACUGUACAUGGAAGUGUCCAAUCAGAGAACAGAACGGGGCCUGCUUGCAAACUUCUGUGUUGACAAAUAUUUUGAUAAUUUUGUAUUUAGCUAGUUAACGUUAUAUUACCUACUUUGGGAUGGAGUUUUGAUAUGGCUUCUUUACAAAAUGCUGACCCGGCGUUGAGGGAAUAUAUACUGAAGCAUUCCUUGACCCAGAUAUUUCAGGCAUUAUUAACAGGUUUAUGUGUGUCGUGUCCUGAAAGUCCAUUACAUUUUCUGGAAAGGAAGAUUGUGUCUAUUCAGGAAAACCGGGACACUGCUGAGAUUGAUUGGCAUACAUGUGUUGAUGAUCCGGAACAAGUCGCCGUGACCUCACUGGCAGGAAGCAUGGUGCAUGACAUCUUUGGGAAACGAGAUGAUACACUGUUUCUCUCCCAUUUGUUUGAGAAGGCCUACUCCUGUUACAGAAUACGUUUAACAAAUAUGUGCUUCAAGGCGUGGAAAAGGUUCAUCUGGAAUAAGCGGAAGGAGGCCAGGGAGUUGACGCUGAAGAUGGAGACAGCUGAGAGGCACUACAUACAGAGGGGCCUGAGGGUCGCACUGUGCAAGUGGGUGGAGUGGGUACAGGUCUGCAAGAGAAGGCAGAACGAUGCCAUGAAGAAGAUCCAGCGAGUGUGGAAUGCUAUCCACUGUAAGAUUGUCAUAAGUGCUUGA